Messenger RNA from Triticum urartu, 699 nucleotides. The record is from RefSeq and is a predicted model, not a curated record. Lineage: Eukaryota; Viridiplantae; Streptophyta; Magnoliopsida; Poales; Poaceae.
GUACAUGCUCAGGGAAACCGAAACCACUAUCUCCACAAGGCAGUUAAUGAGGAGAAACUGAAGCGGCCGCUCUCACACAUGCAGGCGUGGGAGAUCGCCCAUACGCGGAAGGACCCCAAGCCUGGCGAGCCCAAGUACUACGGCAAGAAGACCGCAGAGAGGAAGAAGGCCUACUCCGAAGCGUAUCUGGAGUUACAUCCUGACACACCUGACCCUAUUGCGGCGCCUCUGGACGACAUGGCGGUGGUGAGGAUGGGGCCCAAGGAGCACGGUCGGGAGGCGGUUCUCGAUGCUGUGAUCACUCCUAGUAUCUCCUACACACAGCUUCGUCGGAUCGACCCGAGCCUGAGCCAGCGCACGAGCCAGCCAGUGACCAGUACACAGUACCUCUUUCAGGAGCAACAAUCUGCCUACAUGGAGUACACACGCCAGGAGACCAUGGCGUGGCAUCAGAGGCUUUAUGAACACCAAGUGCAGAGGGAUAGCCAGAUGCAGCAGGCUUUUCAGGAUAUGGCGGCCGGCAGGUGUCCUCAGUUCCCUCCAGCACAAUGCCCUCCAGCACAACCAGUGCUGAUGAGCUUUGAGGAGUUUGUGGCACAGAACGCUGGCCCCUCGCCGAUGGGCAUUGGAGGGAUGCAUGCCCUCGAAGAUGACCGCGUCCCUGUGCUUCCAGAUAGCCCAAGCAGUGAUGAUCAUUAG